UGUUGUCACUGUUCUUUUGAGGCCAUUUUUCUUGUUAUAUAAGAAUAUGGCAAUUGAGCAGCACAGGGAUGUGGAGAGUGGUGAAGCCACCAAGCUCCACUGUUUACAAGAGCCCUUCAUUCAACCAGAGGAGGCUAAGCAUGGGGAAAACAAUGGAUCCAUUAGAAUGGUUUUGCUUAGCACACUUGUUGCUGUUUGUGGUUCUUUCACAUUUGGAACUUGCGUGGGGUAUUCAGCACCAACUCAAGCAGCUAUAAGGGAAGAUCUUAAUCUAUCUCUUGCUGAGUUUUCAUUGUUUGGUUCUUUAGUAACCAUUGGUGCAAUGCUUGGGGCUAUGACCAGUGGCCGGAUUACAGAUUUCAUUGGCCGAAAAGGGGCUAUGAGGAUUUCAACAGGUUUUUGCAUUACAGGAUGGGUAGCUGUCUUUUUCUCAAAGAGUUCUUACUCCCUUGACUUGGGAAGAUUUUCCACAGGGUACGGCAUUGGAAUUAUCUCAUACGUGGUUCCUGUGUACAUAGCAGAAAUAGCUCCCAAACAUCUUCGAGGAGGACUUGCAACAACAAAUCAGCUUUUGAUUGUUACUGGAAUGUCUGUUUCAUUCUUAAUAGGAAGUGUCAUGAAUUGGAGACAGCUUGCACUAGCGGGGCUAGUACCUUGCAUUUGCUUGGUGAUUGGUUUGUGCUUUAUUCCUGAGUCCCCAAGAUGGCUGGCAAAGGUUGGCCGUGAAAAAGAAUUUCAACUUGCUUUAAGGAGUCUUCGGGGUAAAGAUGUGGAUAUUUCUCAUGAAGCUGCUGAAAUUCUGGAUUAUAUUGAAACUUUUCAAAGCCUUCCAAAGACUAACCUGUUGGAUUUGUUCCAAAGCAAAUAUGUGCGCUCGUUGGUUAUUGGGGUUGGGUUAAUGGCAUGUCAACAAUCUGUUGGAAUUAACGGCAUAGGAUUCUACACAGCUGAAACUUUUGUAGCAGCUGGAUUUUCUUCAGGAAAAGCUGGAACCAUAGCAUAUGCUUGUAUGCAGGUUCCAUUUACUAUAUUGGGAGCAAUUUUGAUGGAUAGGUCUGGAAGAAGGCCUCUUAUAAUGGUUUCUGCAAGUGGGACAUUCUUAGGUUGCUUCAUAGCAGGAAUUGCUUUCUAUCUCAAGGACCAAAGCUUAUUACUUGAGUGGGUACCUAUAUUAGCAGUUUCUGGCGUGUUGAUCUAUAUAGCAGCAUUUUCAAUUGGAAUGGGACCAGUUCCUUGGGUGAUAAUGUCUGAGAUCUUUCCCAUAAACGUGAAAGGAACUGCUGGAAGCUUGGUGGUUUUGUUGAAUUGGUUAGGAGCUUGGAUAGUUUCAUAUACUUUCAACUUUCUUAUGAGUUGGAGUUCUCCAGGUACUUUGUUUUUGUAUGCUGGAUUUUCCCUCUUAACUAUUCUGUUUGUCGCAAAAUUAGUCCCAGAAACCAAAGGAAAAACAUUGGAAGAGAUCCAGGCUUGCAUUAGUUCAUAGAGAGAAAGAAAGUUUCCACCAUUUAUCAAAUUCUUUUGGAUCCAUUUAGGAUUCUCAAGGCAUCAAAUAACAGAUUGUGCCAUAUCCAUUUUUUUUUGCUGCAUAGUAAUAACAUAUCGUUAGCAUAUCUGAUAAGAAAAGAAAAAAAAAAACAUAUUCUGUAACACUGCCUCUUCUGAUUCUUUUAAUGGAUAUUCUUGUGAGUAA
Messenger RNA from Vigna unguiculata (cowpea), 1690 nucleotides. Its product is annotated as Major facilitator superfamily protein. Gene Ontology annotation, biological process: transmembrane transport; carbohydrate transport. Lineage: Eukaryota; Viridiplantae; Streptophyta; Magnoliopsida; Fabales; Fabaceae. Gene Ontology annotation, molecular function: sugar transmembrane transporter activity. Gene Ontology annotation, cellular component: membrane. The record is from RefSeq and is a predicted model, not a curated record.